Messenger RNA from Dendrobium catenatum, 770 nucleotides. RefSeq names its product probable auxin efflux carrier component 1c. Gene Ontology annotation, biological process: auxin export across the plasma membrane; auxin polar transport. Lineage: Eukaryota; Viridiplantae; Streptophyta; Magnoliopsida; Asparagales; Orchidaceae. The transcript has 3 exons. Gene Ontology annotation, molecular function: auxin efflux transmembrane transporter activity. The annotation marks the transcript as partial. Gene Ontology annotation, cellular component: plasma membrane; endoplasmic reticulum. The record is from RefSeq and is a predicted model, not a curated record.
CGGCUAUAUAAAUCGUUAUUCAAAAUUGCCAGGUGAAGGUCGAAAAGACGAGUUCUUGGAGCGCAAUGAGUUCAGCUUCGGAAACAGAGGAAUGGCGGACGGCGGGCACGACGCCGGCAGCGAGGAGAAGAGUCAGGAGCCUAACGGCAAAGCCACCGCCGCCGUGGUCUCCGGCGCCGGACGCGGCACGGCGAUGCCGCCAACGAGCGUGAUGACUAGGCUGAUACUAAUAAUGGUGUGGAGAAAGCUCAUCCGCAACCCCAACACCUACUCCAGCCUCAUCGGUGUCAUCUGGUCGUUGGUCUCUUACAGAUGGAAUAUUGAGAUGCCUGUAAUUGUUGCAAAGUCUAUCUCGAUACUUUCGGAUGCCGGACUGGGAAUGGCAAUGUUCAGCCUGGGGUUGUUUAUGGCGUUGCAGCCAAGGAUAAUAGCAUGUGGGAAUAAAGUUGCAACUUUUGCUAUGGGAGUGAGAUUCCUCGCCGGCCCAGCUGUUAUGGCGGCGGCCUCCAUAGCCGUCGGCCUUCGCGGCGUUCUGCUCCACGUGGCCAUUGUUCAGGUCAAUCUUUUUUCUCUUUCUUUAGAUCGAUCCCCACCACCAAAAAAUAAAAUAAAAAUGGCAUGGUGAUAUUAAUAGAGAGAAACAGAGAGCUUAUUAUUUUAUAUUGAAUUUAUUUAUUUUAAUUUUUAAAUAAAUUAGGCAUGCUCUUACAAAUUUUUGUGAUGGGAAGUGUUUUUACUAUGAAAAUUAUUAAUGUGUGGUGAUUUUAAUA